Messenger RNA from Ylistrum balloti, 1356 nucleotides. RefSeq names its product replication factor C subunit 5-like. The record is from RefSeq and is a predicted model, not a curated record. Gene Ontology annotation, molecular function: DNA clamp loader activity; ATP binding; DNA binding. Lineage: Eukaryota; Metazoa; Mollusca; Bivalvia; Pectinida; Pectinidae. Bases 43 to 1005 code for a protein of 320 amino acids. The transcript is spliced from 11 exons. Gene Ontology annotation, biological process: DNA repair; DNA-templated DNA replication. Gene Ontology annotation, cellular component: DNA replication factor C complex; nucleus.
CAGGUGUUCUGGAAUACAAAGUCAGUUGUCAAACAGCAAUACAUGGUGGAGAAAUAUCGUCCUAAACAACUGGAUGACCUCAUUUCACAUGCAGAUAUCAUCAACACAAUUGACAGGUUUGUUAAAGAGGACCGCCUUCCCCAUCUAUUGUUCUAUGGACCUCCUGGAACGGGUAAAACCAGUACCAUACUGGCUGUGGCAAAACAGAUCUACUCGCCAAAGGAAUUCAAUUCUAUGGUGUUAGAGUUGAAUGCAUCUGACGAUCGUGGAAUUGGUAUUGUGAGAGGACAAAUCCUGAGUUUUGCCAGUACGAGGACGAUAUUCAGGUCUGGUUUUAAGAUAGUGAUACUAGAUGAAGCAGAUGCCAUGACAAAUGAUGCUCAAAAUGCUCUGAGAAGAGUGAUAGAGAAGUUCACAGAGAAUACUCGUUUCUGUAUAAUCUGUAACUAUCUGUCAAAGAUCAUCCCAGCCCUACAGUCCAGGUGUACACGGUUCAGAUUUGGACCCCUUGGUACAGAGCAGAUGGUACCCAGGUUGGAGCAUGUCAUUGUAGAGGAAGGUGUAAACAUCACUGGUGACGGAAUGAAGGCUGUAGUAACACUGGCCUGUGGUGACAUGAGGAGAGCUCUCAACAUUCUCCAGUGUACACACAUGGCCUACGACUCUGUUUCAGAAGACAAUGUUUAUACCUGUGUUGGUCAUCCUCUUAGAAGAGACAUAGAAAACAUAGUCAACUGGGUUCUAAAUGAAGGAUUUACAAUCGCCUAUAACAAUAUUAUGGAUUUGAAAAGUGCUAAAGGCCUGGCAUUACAAGACAUCCUGAGAGAGGUCCAUCUGUAUGUACACAGAAUUGAUUUACCUGUGCAUGUGAAAAUUAACCUCUUGGAAAAAAUGGCUGACAUUGAGUACAGACUAGCAUCUGGAACCAGCGAAAAAAUUCAACUGAGUUCUUUAAUAGCGGCUUUCCAAGUAGCCAGAGAUCUGAUUGUCCAGGAGGCAGAGUGACAGUGCAGGUGCUUGAAAUAUGUGAACUGAUGCAAUCUGGAUCUGAAAGACAAAAAGGAAUGUUUGAAAUUUUGCUUACUGGGAUAUCAGAAAUGAUAUAUUAGUCAAUCAUCGUUUGUAAGAUUCCUGAUGUUGUUGUAUACAUCAACAGAAGAGCAGGAAUAACAUCCAAGUUUUUUUUUAUAUUAGUGUUUUAAGGGUGAGAGAGUAUAUGAAGUUAGCCUGUGGUAUGAGAGAGUAAUGCUUGGUAAUACUGAACAUUGUUAAUACAAAUAAACUGCGUGUAUGAGUGUGUGCUUAGAUGAACGAAAAACACAACAAAGAAAUUAAUAAAAUGUUUAUCAAAUGAAA